Messenger RNA from Macrosiphum euphorbiae (potato aphid), 501 nucleotides. NCBI's taxonomy places the organism in Eukaryota, Metazoa, Arthropoda, Insecta, Hemiptera, Aphididae. The record is from the annotation of a GenBank genome assembly.
AUGGUGGACACAAACCGAGAUAAUAACAAUGCCGUCGCUGGCAAAGGCAUACUGAAACGGCGAAUUUUCGUCCGGAACGAUAGGUCACCCCUACAGUCAACCUCGGUGGUGGCCAAACCACUUCAGGACGGUGGCUGCUGUCUGGCGGACUCUUGCAAACGGUGCGUAACGUUCGACGAAACGAUCACGAUCAAGAACGACAAGGACUUAGUGGUCAAGAAGCCGCUAAAGCUGGAACUAGUCAUCGACAACUGGAAGUCGAAUGGAACGAAAACUCCACCCGAAACGAUUCAGCCCGAUCCCGGAAUCGUCAGACGUCUAGUUGACGAGUUCAACACUAUUGAAGAAAAAGCCAUAGCAACAAAGUUAACUGACGGAAAAUCGUCUUUACACGGUCGUUCGCAAAGUUCCAGCAGGGUAACCGAUCUUAUAAAUAUGUUCAAUUCGAAAUCGACCAACGGUAAAACUGAAGAGGUCGAAAUGAAAUUCAUCGAUUUUUGA